AUGGCACCGUUGGAACCCCAUGAAAAGAAGCGGCUCCUUGCCUGUAUUGUGCAAGAGCUUUCAGCUACCCCGUAUGCAUGCUUUGAUUUGGAGCCAUUGCUCAGUGGAACGACCAAUUUCACCUUUCGUGGACACCUUGCCACAGCCUUGGCCGAAACCGACGAACAGACCGUCAUUAUCAAGCACACCACAAGCUACGCAGCUCUGAACAAGGACUUUCCCGUUGACAUCUCCCGUUGUCUAUUUGAAGUGUACGCUUUGCAAGCUCUAAACAGCUUUCCUGCCGUAGAACCUGCCUCGAGUGACUCAUUCGCAGCCCUUUCCCCGCGGCUCUACCACUUCAACAGUGCCGCCAACAUCCAAGUGCUACAAGAUAUUCAGGGUGUUUGGGACCUGCGGGAGGUUCUCGAUGCACCGUCUGCAGACGCACUGGUGUCGCAGACGCAAAUCGCAGAUGUCGGGCGGGCGGCGGGUGCCUGGCUGCGCCGCUUCCACCAGUGGGCUGUCGAGCCGGCGCAGCGGUUCCUCGCGCAGGAAGUUGUCAGAAAUGAGGGCAUGCGCGGACUUAAAUGCCGCGUCACUUGCGAUUCCUUUAUCGGGGUACUGGAGAACUUCCCGGAUAUUUACGAGCCCCAUGCGACGACCCUAGGUCUCUUUAGGGACAUGGCGCAACUGGAAUUCCAGCGACUGCCAGGUCUGGCCGAUGAAGACGACGGCUGGGGGGUCAUCCACGCUGACUUUUGGUCUGGAAACAUUCUUAUUCCUUCUAGCAUCCUUACGCCAGCCGGCGUGACAGGCCACGACAGACACAUCGCCAUUAUAGACUGGGAGUCGUGUCAAUUUGGUCCACGCGCAUUUGACGUUGGCGGUAUGCUUGGAGACAUGUGUGAGAGGCAUCACUUCAAAGGUGUCAAUGCUGCGUUGUCCGCCAUGGAAGGCUUCAUUUCGGGCUACGGCCCCAUCAGCGACGCUCUGGCUUUCCGAGUGGCAAUGCAUGCGGGUGUUUUCCUCAUAACGUGGUAUAAUCGCCGCGCGCCGGGCAGUCCUCUGCCUGCGCCUCUGGAGGUUGCCCGAGCAGCCAUGGCGCUAGGUGUGCAAUUCAUUGUCCGAGGGUGGGAAAAAGAUAAAGCCUGGUUCAAGGAGAGCAUUUUUGCGUCUCUAUUUACUGGCUAA
Akanthomyces muscarius is the source of this 1173-nucleotide messenger RNA. RefSeq lists its product as uncharacterized. Bases 1 to 1173 code for a protein of 390 amino acids. The transcript is spliced from 3 exons. The record is from RefSeq and is a predicted model, not a curated record. Lineage: Eukaryota; Fungi; Ascomycota; Sordariomycetes; Hypocreales; Cordycipitaceae.